Messenger RNA from Prosopis cineraria, 501 nucleotides. RefSeq names its product mannose/glucose-specific lectin-like. Gene Ontology annotation, molecular function: carbohydrate binding. The coding region runs from base 1 to 501 and encodes 166 amino acids. The transcript has 3 exons. The record is from RefSeq and is a predicted model, not a curated record. NCBI's taxonomy places the organism in Eukaryota, Viridiplantae, Streptophyta, Magnoliopsida, Fabales, Fabaceae.
AUGUCCCUCUCAUUUACUACAAAUCUCAACAAUUAUGGACCUUUUGGAAGUACACCAGCCGAUGCCGAUCAGUAUUUCUCUGUUUCGAUAGAAGACAGUGACAUUGCCAGGUUCCAUGGGAGAUGUGGUUAUUAUCUUGAUGCACUUGGUAUUUUGUGUGCAACCAGAUUGUUGCUCAUGAAAAGAUGGCGAUGCUCCAAGUUUGGAAAGUUUGAUGGUGAUGAUCCAAAUGACGCUGGUGUGGAAAGAAUAAUUGAGAUUAAUGGGCCUUCUGAUGAGUUUCUGACAUCCAUAUCUGCGACUUGCGAACAUUACAAGGGCAACAUGACGAUCACAUCACUAUCUUUCACUGCAAAUAUUACCAGACAUGGACCUUUUGGAACUGUUAGUGGCACUUCUUUCUCAUCCAUACCAGCAGAAGGAUGUGUGGUGACUGGAUUCCAUGUAAGAGGUGGCUAUUAUAUUGAUGCAAUUGGCAUCUAUGUGAAACCUUACCAUUAA